Messenger RNA from Gavialis gangeticus (Gharial), 3435 nucleotides. RefSeq names its product secernin 3 (gene SCRN3). Bases 19 to 1290 code for a protein of 423 amino acids. Gene Ontology annotation, biological process: proteolysis. The transcript has 7 exons. Lineage: Eukaryota; Metazoa; Chordata; Crocodylia; Gavialidae. The record is from RefSeq and is a predicted model, not a curated record. Gene Ontology annotation, molecular function: dipeptidase activity; cysteine-type exopeptidase activity.
CCGGGCAGGGUCAGGGCCAUGGCCGCGAUGGCGGGGUUGGGGGAGCCGCGCUCCUGCGAUACGUUCGUGGCGCUGCCGCCCGCCACCGCCGGCGCCCGCCUCAUCUUCGGCAAGAACUCGGACCGCGAGGCCGGCGAGGUGCAGGAGGUGCUGCACUGCCCCGCCGCCCGCCACGCGCCGCGCGCCCGCCUCCAGUGCACCUACAUCGAGAUCGAGCAGGCGCCCCUCACGCAUGCCACUGUCCUGAGCCGCCCGGCCUGGCUGUGGGGGGCCGAAAUGGGAGCCAACGAGCAUGGGGUCUGCAUCGGAAACGAAGCCGUGUGGGGGAGAGAAGAAAUCCAGGACAAAGAAGCUCUCCUGGGCAUGGACCUCGUCAGACUUGGACUUGAAAGAGCUGAUACAGCUGAAAAGGCCCUUACUGUCAUUGUUGACUUGCUAGAAAAAUAUGGACAGGGUGGAAACUGUAUGGAGAGUCAAAUGGCAUUUACCUACCAUAAUAGCUUUUUGAUAGCUGACAGAAAGGAGGCUUGGGUAUUAGAGACUUCUGGAAAAUACUGGGCGGCAGAAAAAAUAGAAGAGGGCGUGCGGAAUAUUUCCAACCAACUCUCCAUAACCACCAAGAUUGAUCGGGAACACCCAGAAAUGAGAGCAUAUGCAAAGAGCAAAGGCUGGUGGGAUGGUGAAAAAGAAUUUGAUUUUGCUGCUGUGUAUUCCUACGUAAAUACAGCCAGAAUGACUAUGUCAAGGGGCAGAUACUGUGAAGGUUAUAAGCUACUAAAUAAACACAAAGGCAAUAUAACUGCUGAAACAAUGAUGGAGAUUCUUCGAGAUAAAGAGAGUGGCAUUAAUAUGGAAGGAGGAUUUAUGACUACUGGAAGUAUGGUCUCCAUUUUACCUCAGGACUCUAGUCUACCUUGUAUUCAUUUCUUUACAGGAACCCCAGACCCUGACAGGUCUGUAUUUAAGCCUUUUAUUUUUGUGCCAAAUAUUACUCAGUUACUAAAAACCAACUCACCAACGUUUGGUGAGAACGACCCAGUUAAAAAGAAACCACGUUUUCUGACUCAGCCAGAUCGAAGACACGAACUCUAUAAAAAACAUGAACAUGCAGCUGAAGUAAUGGAAGCGUGCAAGGAGAAAGGAAAAGAGAUUCUGGAACGGAUAAGGAAGCUGGAGAAAGAGAAAAUAAGUGAGAUGGAAUUGAUCCUGCAGAACAAAUACCUUGAUGUUAACCAAGCCGUGCACCUUUUUUCAGAGUGUGUAGAAGAAGAAAUUGGUGCAUAUGCCUAAGGGUACAACUCAAAUGCAGCAAAAUUCAGCAUCAGCAAUCAGCCUUUGUAGGCUCUGUGGAUUAAAUCUUACUUUUCAAAAGCCAGUUCCCAUUAAGAGUUAUAUAUUUUGCACAUAUUGUAAAAGAGCUUUAGGUUUGAAGGAACAGACUAAAAAGUCUUUCAAAAGUAGGGAAUAGGUUUGCAUGUAAAUGACACAUGAUUGUAGGCUGGCAGCUGAGGGAGCACUAAAUAGAGACAACUAACUUUACUACUAGAAAUAUUAAGAUGGAGAUCUUCAUUCUAUAUACAGUUCUGAUUUGGACAACGUUUUCUGCGCAUGCAGAUUUUAUAAGCCGACUCAAUACUCACCUGGAUCUUAGGAACAGGAUUUCAUUGCAUCUCUAUUAAAACAGCUGAGUCUGAGGACUCCUUAUAAUACACAUUACCAAUAUGUAUCAGUUUCCUUUUGAGAUUCUGCAUAAAACAAGUAAAUCAUUUAACCUAAAUUAAACUUUCAAGUGUGCAACUACCACUCUACACCAAAAUAUUUUAGCUGUCAUUAAGUUUAUAUAGCUAGUGUAUAUCUGAAUGGACUAAAGAUAAAUCCUCCUCUAAUAGGACAUCUGGGUAACAGUCAUGUUGCCAGUUUCACAAUUAUAAAUAACAAAUGCAUCUUUUAACAAAAAAUGCAAAGAGUAUCCCUUAGGUAAGUUGUUUUAACAAAUCUCUACAAUAAGGUGUCUUGAAAUUUGAUAGAUUAUAUACUUAGUAAGUAGCUAGUAUUCUAGGGGUACAAAAUAUCCUGCCAGUUACAGUAAAACAUUAAAGUUGGCAUUUCCCCUAUGUUUUGAUUUGCUAACCCUCACCUGAAAAAUAAAUUAUCUUCGAUUUCAUGUACUGUUUUCAGAGUUGUAUGCUUCAAUUAAUUCUGCUAAUGCACUUUAGAAUACAACUCUGGAUUGUUUUGUAAAGAGUAAUGAAUUUUUACACGUUUAAACACACAAGUACAAUGAAAACUAGUGCCAGGUAUUUAAAGGUAUAGAGUACGUGUACAGUAAUACCAUGGCAGUUUAAAAAUUAACUUUCUAAACUUUUCCACUUAAUCUAAAGUAUAAAAGUUUUAAUCCAUAAUUUAUCUUGCCAAAGUUACCAAUCUAAUCAUGCCUUGCUCCUUCCCCACUCUUUCUCUUUGAUCCUUUUGUAACGUAACAAUGAAUUUAUGACAUGAUCUAAAUAUCUGUGGUAAACAAGAACCUGAAGAACAGAGUAUAUAAAAAUAAUUUAUGAGAUGAUAGAGACUGUAAAUGAGUAUCACAGAAUGUGGAAGAGGUACCUUCUAUACAAAAAUGGUUUGAAGAUUUUUAAAAACUUUUUUUUAAACUCAAAUUUUUCCCUAGGGAAAAACCUUAUAGUUAAUUGGAUAGACAGACAGAAGCCAAGCGAUAUUUGAGCUGGGAAGCUUCACACAGGUUAACAUUGUAUUGAGACAUAUUGGCAUCUGAUUAUUUUGCUUAUUUUUCGUUUAGUGAAAAUGUGAAAUAGUGUAAAAAAAAAAAAAAAAAAAUCUAGUCUCUGAUACAGAGAUAGUACCUGCUAGCAAAGCUAUGAAAACCUCAAACAGGAAACCAUAGCACCCUACAGCUAAUAUGAAAACCGUCUCCUGUGAAGAGAAUCUCUUGAGCCAUUCUCAGGCAAGUGAACCCUUUCAUAGAUUUGGAAGUGACAGUUAGCAUACUUCUAUUGUAUUCAGUAGAAGGUCUAAAAUUAUAACCAAGAUUAUGGCCAUGGUAAAUGUUCCAUAAAGCCUUAGAACAGUUAAUGCAGAUGCUUCUCUUUCCAUAAUGGUUACGGCAGAUUUAGAAUGUAUACAGUGCCCUAGAAAUAAGGCCACCUGUUCUACCUAUUUCUUUAUAUUUAAUCACACACUGGUCGUAUUAGCAGAAUGGCAUACUUGUAUGCAUCAUCUUACCUCUGCUAUCCUCUUCUGUGUCUUUAUAUAUCCAAUGACUUUCCAAGUUCUCCACUUCUUGCAUGAAAAAUUAUCAGUGUUCUGUUAUACGAAAAAGCUUAUAUAGACCUCAGUUACUUCUGAUAUGACUAUUUCCUUCCAGUACCUUUGUAUUUUAAGGUUACUUACAAGGUACUGUAUACAGAUAAACGGGGG